UGGAAGGAAAACCCCAAAACCCUUAUCUUCGUCCCUUCUCUUUUCAAACAAUAAACUGUAGAGAAGAAGACUGAAGUGCAAGUCGCUUCGAUACGGCCAUACCAUCUCCUACUCCAAGUGCUUGGUGAAACUUGAAAGCAGGGGUUUAACUUCACAGUCCAGCUGAAACCCUCCACUUCCAUCUCCAUUCUUAACUCCAGCCGAAAUCCACCACUCCCAUCUCUAUUCUCAACUUAGCUUGAAGAAUAGAACAGACUGUGCAACUUCAAAGAGAAUGUUUUCAGCUUGUACAAUUUUUGAAGGCUGCUUAACUUAACAAAUUGGGUAAUAAAGCUAUUUGAUCUUUCUUCAAAGAGUUGAAAUGGGACCAAGGUGGAAGGGAAGGGGCUCAGAAGCUAAGGCCCUUGCAGAACCCAUGUCGGAAAUAGUCCAAAAACUUCAAUCUGUUCUAAUGCAAUCACAAACACUUGGGUCACUCUCAAGUUGCAGUGUUCUUCUUCAGGCAGAUCUUGAACAAGCCCAUCUUCUGAAUAUGGCAUGUUUUGGCAGGCCCAUUGUUACAACUGAGAAAGAUAAGCAGUGGUUUCAAUUUGGUUUUGAGGAGGCCUUCUACCUCUGCCACUCUCUCAAAUGUCUCCAAAUUAUAGGGGUGGAAGAUAAUUGUGUAAUGAACGAAGAAGAGCUAUGGAAGUACAUGAAUUCUAAGAGAACAGGAUUCCCUGAUUUCUAUAAGGCUUAUUCUCAUCUUCGGAUGAAGAAUUGGGUUAUACGACCAGGUUCUCAGUAUGGCGUGGACUUUGUUGCUUACCGUCACCACCCAGCUCUAGUACAUUCUGAAUAUGCAGUGCUUGUUCUGUCGGGAGGUGGUGAUAAUGCGAAUAGACGAUUAAGGGUUUGGUCUGAUUUGGAAGGCACCAUUAGGCUCUGUGGAAGUGUUGCCAAAACAUUGUUGAUUCUUACUGUCAAUAGUAAUGGCUCUGAUUUGGUUUCUCCCUUAUGUUUGGAGCAUUGCAGUGUUGAAGAACGUACAUGUAUGAGAUGGGGUCCUGAGCGAUGUCGUGAAAGUCAUUUUGUUAUAGGAAAUGGAUUAAAUGAGACUCAGUAGUCAUACUCUUCUUACAUUUCGGCCUGUUUUGGCAGUUUUGUUUGGUUUGAGUAACCAGGGGGUGGUUGUCCGUAACCAAUGUCUUUUGUCAAAGAUGAUCCUCUCCUUGUAGUCAUUGAAGGUUCAUUCUGACUACCACUAGUGCUGAAAAAUCCAAUUAUAAGGCCGUAGCCUUCUAUGGUGGGGUUUUUAGACUAGCUUUCUGUAGCAGAGAAGAGACGUGCACUUUCUUCUGGAGAACAGUCUCCUUGAUAUCAUUUUCUAUCGCAGGUUUCUCAACUGAAUGUGGAGGUCGCAAGUGAAGAAAUUAGAUGAUUACAUGAUAGUUAUUAUAUUUGCUAGGGCAUAUGGGUGUUUCACCACUGCAGUCUCCUCGGUAUCAUUUUCCAUCUCCUUUCUAUAGUGAAUAUUGUUUGAUGAAUUUGUUCAGUUAUUUCUUCAUCCAUGGCACUUCAUA
Molecule: messenger RNA, 1562 nt
Organism: Macadamia integrifolia
Lineage: Eukaryota; Viridiplantae; Streptophyta; Magnoliopsida; Proteales; Proteaceae
Product: tRNA-splicing endonuclease subunit Sen2-1-like
Exons: 2
Coding region: 362-1105 (247 amino acids)
Biological process (GO): tRNA-type intron splice site recognition and cleavage; tRNA splicing, via endonucleolytic cleavage and ligation
Cellular component (GO): tRNA-intron endonuclease complex
Molecular function (GO): tRNA-intron lyase activity; nucleic acid binding
Source: RefSeq, a predicted model, not a curated record